CGGUGGUUUCGGCCAAAAUCCCAACAAAAGCUGAAGCAAGAGAAGAGGAAACGCAGAGACGAGACAUGUUCUGUUCCUUGUCGCGAUGUAUUCUGAGGAAAAACCCUUCUAAUCUCGCCGGGAAAUUCCUCCUCGCCGCUGAUUUCCACCACCACCAACACCACAACCACCCAAAUGCCUCCUUCCCUCCUCCUCUAUGCCUUCGCAGUAAUCUCAUCCCCAAUACCCAAAUCCCUACCUCGUUUUCCCGUCAUAAAUGGCACGGCAGCGGCGGCGAUUGCGGCGGCGGAGGAGGCGGCAGCGGUUAUGAUCACAUCAGGGCUGACGUCAACUGUCCCCGUUGCUCGGCCCAGAUGCCUGUCGUUUUCUCAAACCGGCCCUUGUCGCUCACAGCCAGAGAACCUGGAAUCUAUCAAGCUGUUAAUUUCUGUCCGAAAUGCAAGACGGCUUUCUACUUCAGACCAUUUAAGUUGGUUCCCUUGGAAGGAAGCUUCAUCGAGCUCGGUAUGGUCAAAGGGACAGGGGACGAUGAUGGGGUUUCGGAGGACGUGUUUGGGAGGAGGUGGAAAAUGCAGGGUUUUAGAAGCGAGGAAGGUAAUGAUGAGGAGGAAGACAAUGAGUAUGGUGGUGAUAGGGAGAAGGAUUCUGUGAUGAAGAAGUUACCGACUCCGAAGGAAAUCUGUCAGAAGUUAGAUGAGUUUGUCAUUGGUCAACAGAAGGCUAAGAAGGUACUUUCUGUGGCUGUCUACAACCACUACAAAAGAGUAUACCACGCCUCCUGGAGAAAAGGGUCUGCUUCAGAAUCAGGUAACAUCGAUAUGGAUGAUGAUGACAACAUUGACCUUGUGGAGUUGGAUAAGAGCAAUGUGUUGUUGAUCGGCCCUACAGGCUCAGGGAAGACCUUACUUGCAAAAACUUUAGCACGGAUAGUGAAUGUACCAUUUGCGAUUGCUGAUGCCACAUCUCUAACUCAGGCAGGUUAUGUUGGUGAAGAUGUGGAAUCAAUAUUGUAUAAACUACUAGUGGAAGCUGGGUUCAAUGUAGAUGCAGCUCAGCGAGGAAUUGUUUAUAUUGACGAAGUUGAUAAGAUAACUAAGAAGUCUCAUAGCUCAAAUGGUGGUAGAGAUGUCUCUGGAGAAGGUGUCCAACAGGCUUUGCUAAAAUUGCUGGAAGGAACUGUGGUCAGUGUUCCAGUUCCCGAUAAAGGAUUUCGUAGAGACCCUCGAGGAGAUUGCAUUCAGAUGGAUACAAAAGAUAUCCUUUUUAUUUGUGGUGGAGCAUUUGUCGAUUUAGAGAAAACUGUAUCGGAAAGGCAGCAUGAUGCUUCUAUUGGUUUUGGUGCUCCUGUUCGUUCAAACAUGACUACUAGUAGGUUCAGUACUGCUAUAGUAUCCUCACUGUUGGAAUUGGUAGAGAGUGCAGAUCUUGUUACUUAUGGUCUGAUUCCUGAGUUUGUUGGAAGGGUACCCAUCUUAGUGAGCUUAUCUGCUUUAAACGAAGAUCAGCUCGUGCAGGUUCUCAUGGAACCCAAAAAUGCGCUGGGCAAACAGUACAAGAAGCUGUUUAGCAUGAACAGUGUUCAAUUGCUCUUUACUGAAGGAGCAACCAGGAUGAUUGCAAAGAAAGCGAUGUCCAAGAACACCGGUGCGCGUGGCUUACGAUCUCUAUUAGAAAGUAUUCUCACGGAAGCAAUGUUCGAGGUACCGGACAGCAUCACAGAAGGGUCUCAUGGUAUAAGAGCAGUUCUGGUAGAUGAAGAGGCAGUUGGUUCGGUUGAAACACCAGGGUGUGGUGCAAAAAUUAUCAAGGGAAACGUUGAGCCGGAACAUUUCGUCCAAGAAACAGAGUCGAAAGACUUCGAGCUUGAUGUUUGCAGGACAGUAGAAGGGAAGAUGAGGCAAAAAGAGCUCACAGUUUGUAACUGAACCGACAUUAGAUUUGCCAAUGUUCGAGGUUAUCGCAUCGUAUUCAAGCAGUUAAACCGGCGAAGCGUUCCCCUGGAAAAUCCGAGUUGGAGUUCUACGAGAUUACUCGGAUAUUCUCAUAGCGUCCUUGAAGAAUGAAGGAAUAAGCCUUUGUGACGGUAAAGAUUCAAGCUUUUAUCAUAAUAAGCGAAUAGUAACUCUAUGCAUCUCAUGACUGUCAAUUAUAUGCUUUGUUUUCAGCUUCAUGCUUGUAUUUGUACAAGUCCUCUUUUGGGUUUCAAUUCACAUUCUAUGUUAUGUGUAUCUCCGUUAUAGAUAGAGGAUCUGUAAAUGGUUAUGACAAGACACUUUCAAAGCUUGUCGGCAUUUGAUAUAA
Molecule: messenger RNA, 2301 nt
Organism: Tarenaya hassleriana
Lineage: Eukaryota; Viridiplantae; Streptophyta; Magnoliopsida; Brassicales; Cleomaceae
Product: CLP protease regulatory subunit CLPX2, mitochondrial
Exons: 15
Coding region: 66-1925 (619 amino acids)
Biological process (GO): protein folding; protein catabolic process; proteolysis
Cellular component (GO): mitochondrial matrix
Molecular function (GO): ATP binding; ATP-dependent protein folding chaperone; ATP hydrolysis activity
Source: RefSeq, a predicted model, not a curated record